Messenger RNA from Camponotus floridanus (Florida carpenter ant), 2904 nucleotides. It is a transcript of the gene Hira, whose product is annotated as protein HIRA homolog. The record is from RefSeq and is a predicted model, not a curated record. Gene Ontology annotation, molecular function: nucleosome binding; protein binding. The transcript has 11 exons. Gene Ontology annotation, biological process: DNA-templated transcription; chromatin remodeling; regulation of DNA-templated transcription. Gene Ontology annotation, cellular component: nucleus; HIR complex. NCBI's taxonomy places the organism in Eukaryota, Metazoa, Arthropoda, Insecta, Hymenoptera, Formicidae. The coding region runs from base 207 to 2804 and encodes 865 amino acids.
AUUUCGUGUGUGAUAGCCUUAAAGUAUAUAUGACUGAUGGGAGGUUAUGCUCUGUGCAAAUUUUUAAAUUGUGCCGGAGGCAUAUUCCCUUUUUAUGGGGAAUGAAUUAUUGUAGAUCUGUACAGACCUAAGAUGUAACGAAAUUUAAGGGUUCUUUUUAUCAAGUUUGUGAACAAUUACAUAGUCUCAAACGAUAAUAACAGAAAAUGAAGCUAGUCAAACCGAAUUGGGUUACUCAUGAUGGAUAUCCGAUAUUUUCCAUUGAUAUACAUCCCGAUGGGAGAAGAUUUGCGACCGGUGGUCAAGGUGGUGAUUCUGGAAGAGUUGUCAUAUGGAACAUGGAACCAGUAGUUGAUGAGACUGCUGAAAUGGAUCCUAAUGUUCCAAAAAUGCUUUGCCAAUUAGAUAAUCAUCUAGCCUGUGUAAAUUGUGUGAGAUGGAGCAACAGUGGAUUAUUGGCAUCAGGUGGUGUGGAUAAACUUAUUAUGAUUUGGAGAUUAUCAGGAUCAGGUGGAAGUUCUAUUUUUGGUGGAAAGGCCAGUGUGGAAGCUUGGAGAUGUAUUGCAACUUUACGUUCACACGAAGCUGAUGUGCUAGAUCUUGCAUGGGCACCACACAGUCCAUGGCUGGCUUCAGCUUCAGUAGAUAACAGUGUGAUAGUGUGGGAUGCUUCAAAAUUUCCUGCAGUUGUUGCUGUGUUAAAAGGACACACAGGUUUUGUAAAAGGUAUUACUUGGGAUCCUGUGGGAAAAUACUUAGCAUCUCAAUCUGAUGACAAAACAUUGAGAGUGUGGCGUACAACGGAUUGGACGGAAGCAGCAUUGAUAUCUGAACCUUUUGAUGAAUGUGGUGGAACAACUCAUGUCCUGAGGCUUUCUUGGAGUCCGGAUGGUCAGUAUUUAGUGUCUGCCCAUGCAAUGAAUGGGGGAGGACCUACAGCACAAAUAAUAGAAAGAGAUGGUUGGACACAAGAUAAAGAUUUUGUUGGACAUAGGAAAGCAGUAACUUGUGUUAGAUUUAAUGGUAAUAUUCUACAGAAGAAGCAGCCAGGUUCCUCUAAACCACAACAGUAUUGCUGUGUUGCAAUAGGAUCACGAGAUCGUUCUUUAUCUGUGUGGUUAACAUCAUUAAAAAGACCUCUCGUUGUAAUACAUGAAUUGUUUACACAUUCUGUAUUAGAUGCUAGUUGGUCACCAUGUGGUCUUCGCCUUACUGCAUGUUCUUGGGAUGGUACUGCUGUGUUUAUUGAAUUCACUCAACAGGAAUUAGGACAACCUCUCGAUCCUGCUGAACAAAGCAGCCUUCAUGAGCGAUUGUAUGGCAAACCAUUAGUUCAAGGAAGUUGUAUGGUGAUGGAAGCUCCGGAACUUCUCAAUUUAAAACCACCCGUGUCAAAUCAAUCUCUUCAAAUGUCAUCUGCUCCAAGCAUUCCACCGACCACUAAUAGUUCGGCUACUUUGGUUAAAGGACCUAUUAAUAAACAAAUUGAAACAAGGACUUCGGAUGGUAAAAGAAGAAUUACACCUAUGUUUAUUCCACCGCCAGCAGAUACAACGGAUACAAAUAUCAGCAAUAGUUUAGGCACACCGACAUUUACAAGUAAAGUACAAACAAAAAGUUUAAUUGUGAUAGAGAAACGCAACGAUGUUGUCGCGCCUAAUGUUACUUCAUCGUCCGUAAAAUCACCUGCUAUCGAUAUUCCGGCAGUCUCUCUUACAUUGAAACGCAAGGAACAAACAACGCCGAAAAUACAUCAUUCCUCACCGAAUAAAAAACCUAAAUUUGUAUCUGACAAGGCUGGAGGUCAGAUGCUACUGCCUCCGCUGAAGCCAUCCAGCUCAUUGUCUCAGCAGGCAGGUCAUUAUGCUGUGACAGUCACUAAUAGUCAGGGCUUAGCUCAUUUGCAAGUAUUCAGAGGCACAGAUUCCGAAUCGACAUGGGACCUUUACUUAGGAUAUAGCGCUGUAGCGUUAGCGGCAUCACCAGCUGUGAUAGCUUUGGGUUUGGAAGACGGAAGUCUUCACACAUUUCAUCCCGUAAAAGGAUCCCGACCAGCACCGCCAUUAGCACCACCAGCACCGUUGGCAAAAGUUCAUGCUGUUGGAAAUACGGUGAUGGUAAUAUCAAGCUGUGGUGCAAUUCGUGUGUGGGAAAUAGGGAAUACGUGUAGAAUGAUUGUUUCAACCUCAGCUGCUCAUUUGGCUCCGCCUGGAACAUCUUUACUGACGUGCACUCUGUACAACGGAAUGCCUCAUAUAGCGUUUACUAAUGCACGAGCAUAUAUAUACCAUAAAGACAUGGGAACAUGGUUGUUAAUUGGAGAUAGCCAAGAUCCUAUAUGGCGAUGGUCGUCAUUCAAUGUACUGAGCACUUCUGGAAAUAGAGCUCCUAGAGGACCUUUAUCGUCAUUGCAAGAAGGAUUACUCAGAACUGCAGGGAAUACUUUGCCAAAUCCGCGGUUACCGCAUAGCGCACCAAGCGUGGUUUCUUAUUUAGAACAACAGUUACUCGCAUCUAAAGCUCUUGGAAGCGCUCAAGAAUAUAUUUAUUGGCUCAUGGCUUUAGUGUCAUUUUUAUUAACGCAAGAUGGUUUGGAGAAACGUCUAAGAUUAAUUUUGGAUGAUCUUUUGGGCCCAAGUCACACAUCAGCUUCUAAGAGCAUAUGGGAGCCUGCAAUUUUGGGAGUAAAGAAGCAUAAACUUUUGGGUGAUGUAUUAACUGUAAUUGGUAGUCAUCUUCGUUGGCAAAGGUUAUACCUCGAGUAUUCGGAGCAAUUAACGACACUGAAAAAUCAAGUUAAUUAAUUCAUUCAUUACAAUGCAAAUUCAUUGUUUCAAAACAAUUCAUGUUUUCUUUUAGAUAUCACAUAUUGUAUAAUGUUAAAGAUAUUAUGGAUGUGUAAGA